This is a messenger RNA of Candidozyma auris, 1821 nucleotides long. Its product is annotated as tRNA dihydrouridine synthase DUS3. The record is from RefSeq and is a predicted model, not a curated record. Gene Ontology annotation, biological process: tRNA processing. Gene Ontology annotation, molecular function: flavin adenine dinucleotide binding; metal ion binding; tRNA dihydrouridine synthase activity. Lineage: Eukaryota; Fungi; Ascomycota; Pichiomycetes; Serinales; Metschnikowiaceae. The transcript has a single exon. Bases 1 to 1821 code for a protein of 606 amino acids.
AUGACCCAAGAGAGUAAUGAAAAUGGGAAUGUGAACAUUGAGCCGGCUGCUAAAAGAGCUCGUACAGAUGACACAGAAAAGGGUUACGCUCCAAUCAAGCCAGAGUUUAUUAUCGAUGGUGUGAAGGUUGAGGAAACCUACGACGAUGAAGCAGCUGAAGGAGGUGACAGAGGAGCUCAGCCGGAAAGCUCAAAACGAUCGAAGAAGAACAGAGGCCAGAACAAGAAAAGGGAUCUCAAGCAACAGAAAGAAGAGGUGAGGUUAUGCUCGAGUAUCCUCGAUCCUUCAGACCCUAAGGAAUGUAAGUUCGGUGCUGACAAAUGUAAGAACACUCACGAUGUUGAUUUCUACCUACUGACAAAGCCAGCGGACAUUGAAGGCACUUGCCCGGUAUUCUUGGCUUUAGGGUACUGUCCAACUGGUUUGAAGUGUAGGUGGUUGGGCAGCCACUACGACAAGGAGACCAAGACCCUUAUCAAAGCAGAGACCGAUCUCUCGAGUCAAAACUACGAAAUCAAUAAAAUUUCCCCUGAGCACCGCAUGGACCUUCAAAAGCAUCGCUACGUGUUUGAAAAGGCCGGUCCUUAUAAUAAAUACCUUGACUCGUUGGUCAAGAACGAUGAGAAUAUCGCCAAACAGCGGGAAGAUGCCAAGGAGAAUGCUGCAACAUACACUGAGCCUCCAUUCAAACCUGCUGAGAAGAAAAGACUUAAUCUCCAUAGAGCAAAGAUUGUGUCGCCUCUUACCACUGUGGGUAAUUUGCCUUACCGUCGUUUAAUGAAGACGCUUGGUGCCGAUGUAACGUACAGUGAGAUGGCACUUUCCCUUCCGUUGCUUCAAGGCACAAAGCCAGAAUGGGCGUUACCAAAAGCUCAUGUCUCAGAGUACCCAGGUUUCGGCGUUCAGUUGGCUGCCAAUCAUCAUCAACAAGCCUCCAAAGCUGCUGAGGCCAUUUACAGAGAGGCACCCAAUGUUUCCGAACUCAACUUGAACUGCGGCUGUCCCAUCGAUUUGCUAUACCGUCAAGGGCAAGGUUCGGCUUUGUUGGAUCAGCCUUCGAAACUUGUUCGUAUAUUGAACGGUAUGAGCGCUUGUUCGGGUGACAUUCCCGUGACAUUCAAAAUCAGAACCGGAACGAAGGAUCACAAAAACACAGCACAAUCAUUGGUUAAAAGAGUGUUAACUGAGACUGAUGUAGCAGCAGUAACGCUUCAUGGCCGCUCUAGACAGCAAAGAUACACCAGAGAGGCCGACUGGAGCUACAUUGGGGAAGUUGCUCAAACAGUCAAGCAGAUCAAUGAGGAGAAACAAGAGAACAAGGACCUAACCGAUACCCAGCCAAUUUGGUUUAUUGGCAACGGCGACUGCUUCACCCAUGAGCAGUGGUAUGAUGCUGUCAAUACUGAAGGUAUUGACUCGGUUAUGGUAGCAAGAGGAGCACUUAUCAAACCAUGGAUCUUUGAGGAAAUUGAAGCUCAGCAAUACCUCGACAAGUCUGCUUCUGAACGUCUUGAAUAUUUACGCACAUUCGCUAACUUUGCCGUUGAGCACUGGGGCUCAGACGAGUAUGGUAUUGAGGUGGCAAGGAGAUUCCUUUGUGAGUUCAUUGGAUUCACGCAUAGAUAUAUCCCGGUUGGCAUACUAGAGAAGUUUCCUCCCAAAUUGAAUCAAAGGCCACCGAAAUGGCGUGGCAGAAACGAGUUGGAAACGCUUCUUGGAUCUACAGACUACAGGGACUGGAUUAAAAUCACAGAGAUGUUUCUCGGAAAAGCAUCACCUAAUUUCCAGUUCGUACCUAAACACAAGAGUAACUCUUAUUAA